Molecule: messenger RNA, 1227 nt
Organism: Cyphellophora attinorum
Lineage: Eukaryota; Fungi; Ascomycota; Eurotiomycetes; Chaetothyriales; Cyphellophoraceae
Exons: 1
Coding region: 1-1227 (408 amino acids)
Source: RefSeq, a predicted model, not a curated record
AUGAGGGGAACUGCAAAGGUGUAUGUGAAGCCCACCGUUCAGGAAUGCCAGCUUUUUGAAGCUUCUGCUGACCGGCCCAUUCGUUUGCAGGUUGAGGAUGAGAACAACAAAUGGCAGGGCUGCGACUGCAUCGACGGCAGCAAUGGCAUCGCCCAUCCAUAUGAGCCGUAUGCAUCGGAAGAUGACUACCUUUCGGCUCUCAAAGCCUUGCAGAGUGUGCCCGAAUUCAAGGAGAUCUCCGACGACAUCGGCUGCCAGAAUGACAGUGCUCCAGGGGUUCCAUCUGCUUUGCGGCUCGAAGAUCGAGAUGUGGACCCGAAUGCCUUGCUAUUCCGACUGCGUCAAGGUGAGAGACCACGUCUGCACAUGUUCGAAAUUCUUCUAACAUGGUGGCUGCCAGCAACUUGCACGAACGACUGUGCCCUACCUGAGGGCGUGUCGCCAGACUCUGUCGCCAUCUUUCAGAACGACGACAAGACCUCCUGUGAGAUCUCCGUUGCAGUAGAAGGAGGUAUCGAAGCCUGGAUCUACCGUGCGACCCCAUCGACCGGCUACCAAUGGCAGCAAUGCUGGGACAGCACCGAAGCCAUCAUCGCCCGAUGCAUUGCCCAAGGUCCGAAUACAGGCUGGUGGAAUGGUGUCGUCGAUAACCAGUACUACCAGCUCGGUUUCCGGGAACGAAAUCCCGACUCAGCGCUCCAUGCGCCAUUUUCGGCUGACGUGCCUGAGAUCAAGCAGGGCUUCCCGGAACAUCCCACCUGCGCGGGUCCAGAACAGCCUUCUACCUUGCAUAGGGUAGUAUGCACAUUCCCAGACAAUGACGAGAAGUUCACUGCCGAGGAGAUCUUGGAAGGCAUCCAAGACAUCAUCUGCGGAGACUCAUGCGUCCGGCCCAGUGGCGUCGGCGCCGCAUGGGGAAGCGCGAUCUUUUCCAUGGGCGCGUGCGAGGUCGCGGUCGGUAUUCCUGGCGGCUGGGAGCUAUUUGGAUACCGACAGACAAGCACGUCGGAUGGAUCUGAAUCUCGAAAAGAUUGCAAUGCGGCCUUCAAUGGCGUGUUGGAUGAGUGUUUCAACUCGGCUGAUGGCAAGGUGGGACAGGGGUGGUAUAAUGGGCCUGAUGGUGAGUUCUUCAAAGCUGGAUUGAGGCGCAGGGAUGAUGAAGAGGCGAUUCAUAAUCAGGAUGAUCGACCGCCCUUGGGACAGAUCAGUUGUGCGUUGCAGGCAUGA